UUCCUGAUCGUGGUGGCCGAACCUGGGAGCAGGAGCCACCACCUCCCGAAAUGCCAAGUUUUAUGCAGCGCCAAGGAGGGGGUGGUGGUCAAUUUGGAGGCAGAGGGGGUGGCAGUCAAUUUGGAGGCAGAGGGGGUGGUUUCGGAGGAGGACGUGGUGGAGGAGGUGGUGGGUUUGACGGUGGGGGGAGUGGGGGUGGCUAUCGUGGAGGUCGUGGUGGCGGUGGAGGUCGAGGUCGAGGUGGAUACCAAUCUGGUGAGCCUUGCUUUAUUUACUGCUAUUUCCGCCGUUUUUCCAUUGUAA
This is a messenger RNA of Protopolystoma xenopodis, 303 nucleotides long. NCBI's taxonomy places the organism in Eukaryota, Metazoa, Platyhelminthes, Monogenea, Polystomatidea, Polystomatidae. The record is from the annotation of a GenBank genome assembly.